AUGGUGGAGCGCGAGUCCACCGUAGCUGUUUCGGGCCAAGCGUGCGGGAUUUGGUACAGCAGUUGCCACACCGGCUCGGGCCUGGGGCUGCUGCACGAUUCAGACAUGGUGCGCAACGUUUGGAUUGCGGUCAGCAAUGCCGUUAUCGGCAGCAGCCAGGGCUCAAGUCUGAGUUCGUCCCGCUCUGUGGACCAGCGUGAGGGAGGGCAUUUGUUCACGGCUGUCGCGCAGCACUGGAUCGUCCAGGUGGGACGUCACAAAUACCAGGCUGGCACUUGUGAUGGUCUGAAUCCUGCAGAUUCGACUCCUGCAAGCCGCAGCUUGGAUGGUUGCUCGAAGGCUGGAGAAACCUCAAAAACGGAUGAGGAGAUCCAGGUAUUCAUCGAGUGGUGGAACAAGCACGGCGGGGGCGCCAAGGAAUACAACCUGGUCACGAACAGUUGCCAGACUUUCGCCGUUCACUUCGUGCACUUCCUCUGCGGAGGCAACGGCAAGAUCCCGCAACCAGCCGGGGUGCAGUUUGCCGCGACCCGCGAGCACUUCGUCGCGUCCGCCGGGCUUGGCGAGGUGGCCGCCGUGAGCCACGGCGGCGGCGCGAAGGUGGCACUCUCUGCCCCCAACGCUGGCGUCCACGCGAUCAGGGGCCAGGGCGGCUUCGUGCAGGCCGAGGCCUUCAAGGCGGAGGCGGGCACAGACACCCCCCUGGGCCGGGUCGGCGCGCACUUCUCGCCGAACCUGAACACGGGCGGCGGCGUGCGCAACGGCAACCUCGAGGUACGGGGCCCAGAGAUGUAG
This is a messenger RNA of Prorocentrum cordatum, 795 nucleotides long. NCBI's taxonomy places the organism in Eukaryota, Dinophyceae, Prorocentrales, Prorocentraceae. The record is from the annotation of a GenBank genome assembly.